Messenger RNA from Quercus lobata, 2052 nucleotides. Its product is annotated as probable L-gulonolactone oxidase 6. Gene Ontology annotation, molecular function: FAD binding; D-arabinono-1,4-lactone oxidase activity. The transcript is spliced from 4 exons. Lineage: Eukaryota; Viridiplantae; Streptophyta; Magnoliopsida; Fagales; Fagaceae. Bases 46 to 1782 code for a protein of 578 amino acids. The record is from RefSeq and is a predicted model, not a curated record. Gene Ontology annotation, cellular component: membrane.
GAAAGCACCACCAGAGAAAAAGAAGAAAGCACCACCGAAACUUAAAUGGUAUUAUUACGCGGACUUUUCCAAUCUUGCUGCCUCUUCCUGUUAAUCUUUGUUGUGUGUUGCAUCCCCCCAGAGGACCCCAUCAAAUGUUCAUCAGAUAAUACAGAUUGCACAAUCACAAACUCCUAUGGUGCCUUCCCUGAUCGGAGCAUUUGUCUAGCCGCCGAGGUGGCGUUCCCGUCCACCGAGCAAGAGCUCAUUUCCAUAGUGUCAAAAGCAAGCAGGAACAAAAGGAAAAUGAAAGUUGCAACACGUUAUUCACAUAGCAUUCCGAAGCUAGUUUGUUUAGAUGGGCAAGAUGGGCUUUUGAUAAGCACCAAGUAUCUCAAUCGUACUCUAAAAGUUGAUGUUGAAGCUAUGACGAUAACGGUGGAGAGUGGUGUGACAUUGAGGCAGCUAAUCAACGAGGCUGCCAAGGCUGGGCUAGCCUUGCCUUAUACACCAUAUUGGUGGGGUUUGACAAUUGGAGGCCUGUUGAGCACAGGUGCACAUGGUAGCACUUUGUGGGCUAAUGGGAGUUCAGUCCAUGAUUACCUUCUGGAACUUCGAAUUGUUACUCCGGGGUUCGCUGGAUUCGCAAGGGUUUGGAGUCUCAAAGAUGGUGACAAAGAUUUUAAUGCAGCAAAAGUUUCACUUGGAGUUCUUGGAGUCAUUUCACAGGUCACUCUAAAACUACAACCCAUGUUCAAACGAUCCAUCACCUACUUGACAAAGGAUGAUUCGGACUUGGGAGAUAAAGUGACUAGUUUUGGCAAUGAACAUGAGUUUGCCGACAUAACUUGGUAUCCUAGUCAACGCAAGGCAGUUUAUCGUAUUGACGACCGAGUCAACACAAACUCACCUGGCAAUGGUCUAUAUGAUUACACCCCAUUCCGCCCCACAGCUUCAGUUGCACUGGGCGUUAUCAGAACCACAGAGGAUUUUCAAGAAUCCCUUAGUGAUGCUCUUGGGAAGUGCCUCAGUGCACAGACAGUUAUUUUAACACUCAAGACUGCUGCCUAUGGUUUAAGUAACAAUGGUAUUCUUUUUACGGGUUAUCCUGUAAUUGGAUAUCACAAUCGCUUUCAAGCAUCAGGAACUUGUCUAGAUAGUGUUGAUGAUGCAUUGAUCACAGCUUGUGCGUGGGACCCCAGAGUUAAGGGUGAGUUCUUUCACCAAACUACAUUCAGUGUUGGCUUGUCCGUGGCUAAAAGCUUCAUUCAAGAUGUGCAAAAGCUGACAGAAUUGGAGCCUAAAGCAAUGUGUGGUGUAGAACUUUAUAAUGGAAUUCUCAUGCGCUACGUUAAGGCUUCGAGUGCUUAUUUAGGCAAGCAAGAAGAUGCAAUGGACUUUGAUAUCACUUAUUAUCGAAGUAAAGACCCCUUAACUCCUAGGUUAUAUGAAGACAUACUAGAAGAAGUUGAGCAACUCGCACUGUUCAAGUAUGGGGCGCUGCCCCAUUGGGGGAAGAAUCGAAACAUAGCAUUUGAUGGAGUCAUCAACAAGUAUAAAAAUGCUAAAGAAUUCUUAAGGGUUAAGAAGGUGUAUGAUCCAUUUGGCCUUUUCUCUAGUGAGUGGACUGACCAAGUUCUUGGAUUGAAAAAUAGUGUGACUAUAGAUAAGGAGGGGUGUGCAUUAGAAGGGUUGUGUAUAUGCUCACAAGACAUUCAUUGUGCUCCCAACAAGGGUUAUUAUUGCAGACCAGGAAAAGUAUAUAAGGAUGCAAGGGUGUGUGCUCGUGUAACUUCUAAGUAGAACAUUGGUGAUGCGAAUGGCCUAAUUUAAUCGAAUUGGGCUCUCAAAGGAAGUUACGAAUUAUUUGCAAAGUUGUAUUUGAAAUUCCUUUGUGCUGUGAUAUUUGGGUCCGAUUGAUAAAGACUGAGAUGGAUGAUCAGGAUGCAAAUUCGCAAAUAAAAACCAAAGGAUUCAGUGACAAGGUGGUCACUGUGCUUAUAUAUGGAGGACUAUAUAAAAAGAUAGAAAUGUUAAUUAUGUUGUCUCAUUUUUUUUUUCCUCGGAUAUAUA